UGACGUAUUAGAGGCAAAAAACGAGGUAGUGAUAGUCUGUCACAUAUUCUUGUGAUUUUAUUUUCUUUUUAACUUGCAGCGAAGUAAGAUCUUUUCAUCAUUGAUGGAAGUCCCAUUACUUUAAAGGAUUUUAGCUAACGUUACACAGGUAAGGACUCAAUAUGCCUUUGCACGGAAAGAUAGUUGUUAUCAAGAGGAGUGGAGGAGAUGGCACCGAAUUCCCAAUCACUGCAUCUUGCUUGUUCGGCAGGAAGCCAGAUUGUGAUAUUCGAAUCCAGCUUCCUCAAGUCUCCAAGGAACAUUGUAGAAUUGAUCUGAAUGAAAAUAAAGAGGUCAUGUUAACAAAUCUGAGUUCAGUUAAUCCUACACGUAUCAAUGGCGAGGCUUUGAAGCAGGCUCAGCAUUUGAAACAUGGGGAUGUAAUAACAGUUAUUGAUCGUUCUUUCAGGUUUGAAUAUCCUCCGGUCCCGACUCCAAAGAAGAAGAGGUCAUCUUUGGCUGGGAAAAGUGAAACACUGCAGGUUUUGCAUGACCAGCAGGUGGCAGAUUCAGGUACUGGGGAAAGGAGGAAGUCAUCCGAUUUAAUUUCAGACUCCUCUUGUCUGAAAGAUGGAACCAAUACCAAUGUACAGGCACUUGCUGUCGAAGAUUGUAACGAAACGGCAAAGGAAGUGGAUCAGACUGGGCUGGAUAAAAUCGAGCCAAACGAGGAGAAGAGUCGUUCUCCAUUCUGUGAGCUGUAUCAAAUAGUAAAACAUAAUCUCACCUUGAAAUCGCCAUGGAAGCCAGCUGAGACGGCACAACCCAAAACUCCACUCUCGUGGUGUGAGCCACAGAAAAUCAUGGAAGUCAAAACGAUGGCUGAAGAAAUUGGUGGUGAAGAGGCCACAUCUCAAGAUGAUCAGUCCACUCCUCUGCCAACAAAGGUGAUCAAACAAAAAAGAAGGUCUUCGGUUGGCUGUGUGGUGCAAACUGAUGGUAGUUUUAGUGGUGAGGCAACUCCAAAAUCGUCCAAGAGAAGGAGCAGAGUGAGUUCUGGGUCAUCCCUAGAGGCCAGUAUCAUUUCUGCACUCCCAGAAGGACAAGCAGAAGACUCUUCCCAACUGGUUGCAACGCCCAGUAAAGCAACGCCCAGUAAAGCAACGCCCAGUAAAGCAACGCCCAGUAAAGCAACGCCCAGUAAAGCAACGCCCAGUAAAGCAAGCCGACGUUCUCUGGAAACUCCUGCAAAGCAGUCUAUCCCGGAGGAGAAGGGAACUCCCAGGUCUCAGAAGAAGCCUCCACAAGGCACUCCUCAGAAGUUCAGUGCCAAUGAAGUGGCGAGACAGAUCGUGUCUGAGAAUAGUGUCACAGAGGAAACCUUGGAGGGCACUGAAAAAUCAGAAACCCCAAAAGGAAGGAGAAGCACGGCAUCCACAGUCCUUCCAGUCAAUUCCGCAGUGACUCCAGGCACACCCGGUAUGUCCCACGUGGCAGAUGGGCAUGAUGAACCCACAUUAAAACAACUCGAGCGCGAGUCUGAAGCUGACUUGUCUGAGGCAGUCCAAGAAAAAUCUCCGAAGGCCAAAGAGUCUGUUAGUCCUCGGAGGGUGUCUCCCAGGAAAUCUCCAGGAAAAAAGCUUCAAGCUUCAGAUGUGCCGCUUGAGCUUGAAUUGACAGCACCACCUAGUGGGGGAAAAUCUGUAAAAGCAGGUACUCCGACAUCCUCUAAAAAACGCAAAAGUGAAAAACUUGAAAGUGAUUUGCCUGGCCCUCAACUUAAAAGGAAAAGGGUAUCGUUUGGUGGUCAGCUGAGCCCAGAGUUGUUUGACAAACGCCUUCCUCCUGACUCUCCACUUCGCAGAGGUGCCACGCCUGGGAGGCGCAGCCUGUCUAUUCUUAGACAGUCGCUCCUGAGGGGGUCCUCCACAGUUGGUUUGAUAGAGGAGUUGUGUGCGAAAAGUAAAACACCUAAACGCAGUCCGGGCAAGAAAGCUUCUCCCAAACCUGUCUCUCCUAAAAACGGUAGUUCUUCGCCUGCUAACAAGCCACCUAAAACAAAAGCUAAAACUCCAUCUCCAAAAAAAACUGUAGUCGGGAGUUCCCCAGGUCAAAAGUCUGUUCCCAAGACGACUUCCCCAGGAAAACGGUCCCCCUCCACAGAGGAUCCUAAGGUACCAAAGGGCAGGAAAUCUGUUAGUCCCAGUGCGAAGACCCCUCAAACCCCAUCAUCUGGAAAAACGCCAGCCAAAAAACUAAAUGAAAGUCUGCAAAAGUCCCCCUUAACUUCAAAGAAGACUCCUUCUCAGCCUCUCUUCGCUGAUGCUGGAAGUCCUUCUGUGACGAGUGCUAGAAAAUCUGAUGCGCUGAAGAUGUCUCCUGGUCAGUCUACAGCCAAAAUGCCAAAGACUCCACUUCCUGCUGAAAAGGCCUCCGGGCCUACUGCAAAAACGCCUUCUCCCAAAGGGGGGAUGUCCUUUAAGGAAGGCUCAUUCAACCAAACGCCUGCUGUAAAAGGCAGGUUUUCAAUCUCACGUGUUAGCACUCCAUCCCCAGUUGUUGGUCAGGACGCAGGUGCUAUGGAAACCUCUGCGUGUGUAACACCCAAGGUUCCUUUGAGGAGAGAGAGCAUGAAAUCCACAUCAAAGAAAACUCCUAAAAGCGCAAGAAAGAGUGUCCUAGAAGUUAUUCGCUCCAGACGAAGUGGAGCUUCAAGGGCUAACUUGAAAGUUCUAAGCUCCUGGGCUAAUAUUGUUAAAUUUGGGGUGAGCAAGCCGCAGACUGCUACCACUACUAAGCAAUGUACAAGAAAAGUGACCUCUGUCAAGAAAACAGUGGUAAAGAAACCGAAGACCCCGGCCACUAAAGUCAAAGGUCAUUUUAGCACUGGACAUGCGGCAUCUCCGGCUACAAUUGUUGUGGGGAAGGCCCAUACGAGGGUUGCUCAAUCAGCAGGUUUUGCUCCAAAGAUCGUCCACAACAUUGCUCUGCUGAGGAAAAACAUGAAAGUCAACGAGGACUUAACUGGAAUUGCAGAAAUCUUCCGCACCCCUGCAAAUUUGCAGAAGACGAAACGGACCAGUGAUAUUGUUUGCCCUAAGACUCCUCAGGCUGCUUCUGUGUCUGUUACUGAAUCAUCUGUGAUGGACACACCUGAGGAAAUGGGUGAAAUGGUUGUAUCUCCGCUGAGUGUUAUCAGUACUGAAAAACACAGAAUGUAUGACAGUGAGGCAAUUGCAUGGCUCCUCCAAGAAGAUCAGGAUUCUAGUUUGAAUGGUGAUGAUGCUCCUCAGGAAAGGGAUGCUGAGGGAUUGAUCACCCCCUUGGUUACUGAUGAACCAGAACAGGAACCGGUCCCACAGAGGGGGUUGAGGACACCGAAACAAAAGUCUGAACCUGUGACAUGUCUAACCGGUGUCAAGAGACUAGUGAAGACUCCAAAACAAGUAGAAGAUCUCGGAGGAAUUGAGGGAUUACUGAAAAUCCCCAGAGAACCAAAGGUGUCUCAGGAAGCAAGUCUUGUUGGUAUGAAAGAAAUGAAGACUCCAAAACAAAAGAUCCAUCAAGUAGAAGACCUCAGAGGAAUUAAGAGACUACUGAAAACCCCCAGAGAACCAAAGGUGUCUCAGGAAGCAUGUCUUGUUGGUGUGAAAGAAAUAAUGAAGACGCCCAAGUUGAAGACUACUCCGCUGGUAUGCACAACUGGUGUGAAGCGUUUGAUGACCACGCCCAAGCAAAAGGGUGAGCCUGUUGAAGACAUGAUUGGAUUGAAGCGAUUAAUGCAGACUCCCAAACAAAAGGUGGAGCCAGUAGAAGACUUAACUGGAGUGAAGGAAUUGAUGAAGACACCUAAGCAGAAGGGCCAGCCUGUUGAAAGCAAAUUUGGAAUCCGCAAAUUGAUGAAAUCACCCAAACAAAGAGGGGUACCAGUAGAGGAUUUCGCUGGGUUACAGGAACUUAUGGAAGAACCGUUAGAUUAUUUGCCCUUUACAGUGUGUGAAACAUCUGAAGAAAAGGUUUCAGGAACAUGUGUUUCCCCAGAACUUGAGAAGAGUAUUCCAGUUUUUGGUGAGGCAGAGAUGGCUUCUAAAGAAAAGUGUACUGAGCUAAUUAAGGAGGAAAGCCAGAGUAAUGCUACAAAGAAAUCUGCGAAGGAAACACCACAAAAACAAGUGGAAAAGAUUUCUGGGGUUGAUGCACAGAACAGUGACCACGCAAACACUGAAGCUGUUGCAGAAAUGAUCAGUGCCGGUGUUGUUGACCAGAAUUUGCCUGAGGUGAAACCUAAACGAGGUAGGCAAGCACGUCAGGUAGCAGCUCCUGCAGUAAAGAGGACCCGUCAAAUCUCCAAAAUCAAGGAAGAGCCAAUCAAUUCUGCUGUUGCUGUUCCAACCAAAUGUACGCGAAGAAAAGUGGCAAAAAAUGUGGAUGAAUCUGAAAAGGGUACCAUUGAAGAAAAGCUUUGUGAAAAGGUAGAGUCUAUAAAGGAAGCUGGCGAUGAAGAAAGAAGUUCAGAUAUGGAAAGCCCUGCUCUCAAUGUGGCCCCUGCAAAUGGAAGAAGAGGAAAGAAAAGCAAAGAAAUUCUUCAAAAUGACACUUCCACAGCUCCUGUCAGAAAAACUGGUAGGGGCAGAAAGGCUAAUUUAACAGAUGGAAUUGAUGAGAGCAACAAGGUCAAAUGCAGGGAAAUGUCCCCUGCUCCCAAAAAAGAUGAAGAGGACUCUGAGAAGAUGCCUGUACCUGUGCCCGUCAUGGAACCUAAAAGAGGAAGAAGGCCAAAAAAGGCUGAUUCCGGAGGCCAUGUCACUGAAGCACAAACUACAGAGCGCAUUGUCUCUGAUGCCGAGCAGUCUGUUGGAAAUUGCCUGCCCGAGUCCAAAGAAGAGACUCCUGUUGUCAAGUCUGGACGUGGAAGGAGGGCUAAAGCCGUUGUGCAGGAGGUUGAGGCAUCAGUUGAGGUCCUCCCAAAAAGAUCACGCCGUGGUGCUGUUGACAGUUCGGCCUUGCAGACGUUUGCUUCUCCUGUCCCUUCUUUGAAGUCUGUCCGUGGCAGAGGUAGAAAAGUUCAGAAUUUGGAGAGCACUGAAGAGACCGUUCCAGUCCAAGCUCCCAUUUCAGCCGCAGAAUGUUCUACUCAAUCCCCAAAGAAGGUGAGGGGGAAAAGAGGUGCUAAAAGUUCUGCUACAGUUGCUCUUGAUGCUAGUUCUGCACCUUUGGAUGCAGUGAUGCCUGAUGCUUCAUUUUCAAAUGAUCUUGUGACAAAAGGACAAGCAAUUGUAAAAAGAAAAGGCAUCUCCCGAAAAGCUGGUGUUCACGAAGCUGAUAAAAAUGUGCCAACACAGGUCAUCAGUGAAGAAUCAACUGCAGGAUUUGCUGAGUAUAAAAAUGAUGGGGUUGAAGAAACCAGUGUCAAUUUGGGGAAGCAAACCAACCCUCGCAGAGGAAGAGCUGGAAAGAAAUCCACUGUGGAACAAACAGCAUCUGCACCUGUUACAGAGCAUCUUGGUCCAAAAACAUUCACAGGUAAAGCUCCGUCUACAAGGAAAGGAAGAGCACAGGCUGUUGAGCCUAAACCUGUCCCUGUGGAAGAUGAUGUCCCCAUUGUAAAAGCAGGAACAAAAAGGAAAUUAACACGUGAAGUUACAGAUAAGGUAACUGGCGAUAACAACUCUACAGGCGAGUCUGUGAGCCUUGAUCCCCUGCCUAAGAGGGCUAGAGGCAGGGCGGCAAAAGUGGAGGAAACCAAGUUGGACACGUCGAAAACAACAAAGCGGGGCGCUGCAAAAAAGUCAGGGAAAACUCUUGAUAAUGACGUAAAAGCAGCCGAGCCAAUUGUGGAAACCCCAAAGCCUGCUAGACGGGGCCGGAGAAAUGUGGCCCAGCAAGAUGCAGUGGCACCUGUGCCAGCCCAAGAGGAGUGCCCCGCCCAAAGGAAAAUGGAAAGUGCUAAACGACCUGCCACUCGAAGACUCAAGAGUGAAAAGAAGACUGACUGUGCAAGGUCAGAAGAGGCCAAGCCAGUGAGACGUACCAGGCAGAAAUGAGCAAGAUGUUUGUGUGUAUAUAGUAAUCGGCAAGCUUACUGUCUUUUAUUUGGCUUUCUAUGUAGACUAUUUUAAUGGCAUGCAUUUAUUAUCCUCUGCUUAAUUGACCUCAAACUUAGCCUUGUUUAUUUUUAUAUUUUUAUAAGUAGCUUUUUGAAUAGUUUGUAUGGACAUGGAUGUCUUGUAUAUGCAGGGAUGUUUUAUUCAAAACUUGUGGGCAUUUAUUAGAUGUUUUAAAGGUGCAAGAAUCAUAUUGUGAAAUUUGGUUUUAGAUUUUCUGUAGAAAUGUGGACUCAUUUUUCUGUAAAAAAAAAGAAAAGAAUAAAAUCAGAAUUUACAUUUUGUAUUUGUUAAUUGUUCACUAACUUUGCUUUCAAUGAUAUGCAUUUCCAAUUUUGUAAUGCCAUUUAAGUGUAUUUUGGUAGUUCAUUAUUUAGGCAGAGGUGAGUUUGAAUGCUUUUUCCACUAAACACAAGCAGUUCCAGUGCUGUUUCAUGUUAAAACCACCUGCUUAAACCAGUUUUUCAUUAUUAAAAAUGCUUUAAACUCUGAACUCUUAGUAUUUCAUUAUAUACAUGUACUAUAUACAUGUGCUUGUAUAAGCAGAUAAUCAUAGGUGAAUUGCAUUCAAAAGUUGAAUUUCUUUUUAAUUUGCAUUGUUUUCUUAUCUAAAUAUCUUGGUAGGUACUUGUGUUCAUGAUGACGUCUAUCUUAACGGAUCGUUCAGGUCCUGUAGAAUUUUUCAUAUUUAAUAAAAUAAACCACCAUGUUUAAAAAUGCAUGGCACCUAAUCCUACAUCAGUUACACCCUGCUUCCCUCCAUUGGAAUUACAAGGUACUGCAUGUGGUGAAGCUUAGGUCGGAAUGGAUCCCAUGCAUUUUGAAAUAUGGCAGGUGGUCUUUAUUAUGUUAAAUCUAAAACAAUUCUACAGGUUCUGGAGCCCCUGUUAAGAUGGACGUGAUCAUGAACACCAGUGUGUUGCACCUUUCCUCUACCUCCCAAUCUUACAAGAUUUCCAUUUUCAUAAAAAUAAAAUAACUUGAGUGGAAUUCACUUGAUUAUCUGCUUAUAUAAGUAUGCAUCAUGUCAUUAAAUAAUUGUUUGUAGAACCGUUUAUACAGUGUAAAGCAUUUGGCAAACCGGUUUAAGCAGGACAUUUUUUGUGUUUUUAACGGUCAUUCUCUUGACAUUCAUAAGCUGUUGCCCGUAAACUAAUUAGACGAUGUAUAAACUUUGGCAAUCGUUUUUCUCUUAGUGGCUUUUCUUUAAUUUGGUAUUAGAUAGUAAAAAUUAAGCUGCAGGAGGCUAACAAAAAAAAUAAGAUUUCAUUUCAAGCAAACCCCUGUAGAUAAAAUUCACCCUAAUAGAAUUGUGCAUUGGGGCUCUGAAUCAAGAUCUCUAUUCACACCUGGGAAGACUUGUCAAAACCAGUAUUGUUGGUCUAGGGUUGUACGCUCACUCCUAAACUAAUCGGUGAAGUCUCUUAUGGGAGGAUGUGAACACUAUCAGAAUGGUAAAUUAUCAAUAAUUUUUUUUUUUUACUUUUUGCAUUUUCAAAACAAGAGUCUUAAGUGGCUUAAUGUUCUAGUUGAAAUUUACAGGGCAAAAUAAGUUUUCCUCCCCCUCCUAAUGUGCAACUGUUGUGUUUUUAAUUUUAAAAAGAUUUUUAUUACUUUUGUUCAAGUCUUUUCUUUGAGAUUCUUUUUAUUUUUUAUUUUUUAUCAAGGCACUUCAGAGUGUAGAUGCACUGUACUUGCAGAAAACCUAUAUGUUGUUGCCGGUCCAACAUCCUUAAUGUAUGUUUAUGGAAUAAAGAGCAUUGGAAGCUUGGAAUAUAA
Messenger RNA from Conger conger (European conger), 7862 nucleotides. It is a transcript of the gene mki67, whose product is annotated as marker of proliferation Ki-67. NCBI's taxonomy places the organism in Eukaryota, Metazoa, Chordata, Actinopteri, Anguilliformes, Congridae. Gene Ontology annotation, molecular function: protein binding. Gene Ontology annotation, biological process: regulation of mitotic nuclear division; regulation of chromosome segregation. Gene Ontology annotation, cellular component: nucleus; chromosome. The transcript is spliced from 16 exons. Bases 162 to 6023 code for a protein of 1953 amino acids. The record is from RefSeq and is a predicted model, not a curated record.